UGAAAGUUAAGUCUUUCAUAGUUUUCGACUUCAGUGAGCAUAUUACUGAAGUACUACACUCUGUGUAGGUAGGGAAAAUGGACGUACCAAUGUUCAGGGGAUACAAGAUAACUGCAAAGUGACAAAGACUCCUCAGCUCUGCAGUACACACUGAAUUUAAAAUGGAUAAUUUGGACCUUGCUACUCAGAUUACAGGCAUAUGGUAAGAAUCGUUCUUGGUUCCUGAAGACUUCCAAACCUGGGUGGUGAUGGCUUCCAGAUUUCAGCACGCAAUGAUUCUUCACAUUAUACUUUUCCUACAGAUAGUUCAUUUGGUCAAAGGCCAGUUUAGAAUGAUACCCCCUUACGAUCCUGUGCUUGGAGUUGUUGGAAAAGGAGCCAUCCUGCCCUGCCAGCUGGAAGCUGAGACAGUCCCCAAGGAAAUAAAUGUUCAGUGGAUAUUCAUUCAAAAUACCCAAAGCAUUGAAGUGGCUACUUAUGAUGGAAAAGAUGUACAAUAUCCAGUAAGAGUGACCAGGCCAUACCUGGGCCGAUCCAGUUUCUUUCCGAGUGAAGUUAAUAAGGGAAACUUAUCCCUUCACCUGAAAAACGUCAUGGUCUCUGAUAAAGGAAAAUACCUCUGCAGUGUCUCUUUGGAGAACUGGUAUGAUGAAGUGGUGGUUGACCUGGAUGUGGCAGCUCAAAGUGAUAAGUCUGAAGUUUUCCUGGAUAGCUAUGUGGGUCAGGGCAUUGGACUCAACUGCAAGUCACAGGGAUGGUUUCCAGAGCCUGCAGUAUAUUGGCUGGACAGCAAAGGACGGAUACGGGAGGACAAAGUGAUCACACGAAACCUGCAGACAUCUUCUGGCCUUUUUGAUGUUGUCAGUUCCUUGACCAUUGAACCAGGAUCUGACAUGGAAGUCUCCUGCAGAGUAGUCAAUGGUCUCCUCAACACAGCACGUCAAUCGCGAGUCCUGAUUUCAGAUGUCUUCUUUCCAUCCACUUCACCUUGGAUGACUGCCUUCCUUGUAACUUUAUUUUGCUCUCUGGCUGUUAUCGCUGCUCUGGUCUAUAAGCUGAAGAUUGAUCAGACAAGAAGACAAAAAGAAGAAACAAUGUUGGAUGAGCUCAAAAAGGGGAAAGAGGAUUUGGAGAAAGAAUUAGAUGCACAAGAGAAGCUACACACUGCAGAACUCUCUGAAACAAAAUCUAAACAUGAUAGAACUGAAGCAGAGUUGGAGUUCCAUAAAGCUCGAGAAAUAGCAGUUACCAUCACUGUGAUUCCUGAAUUCCAGCUCCUUGAGAUCCAGGUGCCACGGGCUCCAGUUGUUGAGGACAAAGCAUGUAAACUUGCUGGCCUGAGUAGCCUCUCUACAGUCCCUGUCCUGGUGGCAAAGGAAGGGUUUACAGCUGGGAAACACUAUUGGGAAGUGGAGGUGGGCCAGCAACAGGACUGGGUGCUGGGGGUCGUAAGGCAGAAAGGGAAACAAGAGGACUACUGGGCUCUUCGUAGAUCCAAUGGAGUGACUUUCUCCAUCAAAGGAAACAACAGGCCAGAGAGUACGGCUAUCAAUGUCCCAGUGAUUGGUGUGCUUCUGGACCUGGAGGAAGCACAAAUCUACUUUCAUGAUGCAGUGCAUGAGAGCUCCUUUCAGAGAAUACAAAUAAGCCCUGAAAAGGAAUCUACAGUAGUGUUUUACCCUUUUCUAUCAAAAGGGGAAGGGAGAUUCAAGCCUGUUUGCCAUCAAAAUAUUCCUGUUCCAUUAGAGAUUCCUUAAAAAGCACAGAGAAUUGACAGUUCAGUCAAAGGUGGAAGAGAAGAAUUAAGAACAAACUUCAGCAUCAUGUAA
Molecule: messenger RNA, 1829 nt
Organism: Coturnix japonica (Japanese quail)
Lineage: Eukaryota; Metazoa; Chordata; Aves; Galliformes; Phasianidae
Source: RefSeq, a predicted model, not a curated record